AAGAAAAUACUGUUACAGGGAGUAGUAUUAAAGAAGAAGAUAGUAUUGAUGGUGAUAAUACUAAUAGUAAUAGCAUUUAUGAAGAUAAUAUUAAUAGAGAAAAAGAUUAUAUUAAAGAAAACAAAAAUAAUAUUAAAGAAGUUAAAGAUAAUAUUAAAGAUGAUAAAGGUAAUAUUGAAGAUAAUGAAGAUAAUAUUGAUGAUUAUGAAGAUAAUGUUGAUGAUGAUGAAGAUACGUCCCUUGCGAAUCAGAAUAUGAAGAUUCACUUUAAAAUAAGCCUGGCGGAAAAUGAGGAAAUUAAACAAUUUUAUUACACUCGAACAUUUGUUACAAAAUCGAUAUGA
Molecule: messenger RNA, 344 nt
Organism: Funneliformis mosseae
Lineage: Eukaryota; Fungi; Glomeromycota; Glomeromycetes; Glomerales; Glomeraceae
Source: the annotation of a GenBank genome assembly